Diorhabda carinulata is the source of this 1373-nucleotide messenger RNA. RefSeq lists its product as uncharacterized. The transcript is spliced from 4 exons. Bases 486 to 800 code for a protein of 104 amino acids. Lineage: Eukaryota; Metazoa; Arthropoda; Insecta; Coleoptera; Chrysomelidae. The record is from RefSeq and is a predicted model, not a curated record.
AAGCAGCACAGUGUCGUUAUAAUGACGUCAAUUAUUGGACAUUAUUAGUCGGCGACGUCGUAGACCAAUAAGCGACGUCCAUAUGACGUGACAUUUCAGAUGUCAUUUUGACGUCGUCUAGAGACGUCUUUCGUACGUUUGUUUUCGGUCGUUUUAAGUGCUUUUUAAUCAACUAUAAAAAAAAUUAGAACGAAAGUUUAUUACAAAAACUAAGCCCUAUACGUGCUUUAUAAAAAAUUGUACAUUUUAAAUUGUUGUUUACCUAAAAUUUGGAUAUAAAUAUAAAUUCAUUAAUUAGCAAUGAAAAUACUAAACUGACGUUUUAAGUGGAAAUGCAAUUUGAAUUUAAAGAUGAACAUCGAUUCCUGUCGAGGCUGUCGACCAAGAUUUAAUUUUGGCGCGAUUUUAAUCGAAAUGCCACGAUACGAUACGAGACGUGCAGGCGCAUGCGUGCUGGACUGCUGGUGUGAACGCGUGUGCGCGUAAUGGCGGACGGCAGCAAAAAGUUGUUUGGCGGUUUGUCGGCAUAUCUAUCGACUUUUGGAGGGAGAGAUUUUACUGGACAUACAAACCGCAUUUUAAAUUUUUUGUUCAUUUAUUCUCUUGCAACUAAUUGGAAUUUUUGUGGCAAACGAGGUGAGAAAAAGGCUUUUAAAAACUUAAACGUAAAGGAUGUGAUUAUUGGUGCUGUAAGAAAAAGCUCCCCUCUAGUCAGUCAGAAAGAAAUAGAAGAUACCAUCAAGGUGUGGUUGAAACAUGCACCAGAGAAAUUGAAAAAGCAGCAGCAUGGCAACCCGUAAGAAAAAAAAUGUUGUUAGUCAAAGACAACUCUACAGAAGGAUGGCAGAAGCAAAUUUAGCACCUGUGAGUCAGAAUUGUUAUAAUACAUCUUUAAUAGUUAAUAAUGAUUCCAAUGAAUCAUCAAAUUCCGUUUUUUUUUGCUGGUUCAAUGUGUGAAAGUGAAAAUGACACCUGUUCCUCAAGAGAUUUAGAUUUUAAUGUAAACUCGCCUAAUGAAAAUUUGCUCUUCAAUGAUGCGACGUUAUACAACCAUUUGACUUCCUAUUCCAGUAACGUGCCCCCUAACGAUUUAUUUUCUAAUGAACCGCCGCCUAGCGAUUUGCAUUCGAAAUUGUCAAACUGGGCAGCUUCAAGGUACGUUCGACGUACAGUAGUUACUCAUCUCUUGCAUUAUCUCCACCAUUUAAAAUCGUUAGUUCAGUCUCCGAAUAAACCGUUACAACAGAUUAAUAGACGCUUAAAAGAAAUUGAAAUGACAGUGUACGAAAAACAUGACUCUACUUCACCUGAUGAUGAACACUUCUGUAAAUGUGAAUUGUCCCAUUUCUUAGGACCAACGCCAAAUUUCUCUU